UCAGUGAAAUAGAUCUAAUAAAAUUUGAGAAGUAUACAAAAAGCUAGUGAAAGUGAAAUAGGGUGAAAUAAAAUUAAAUCAGUGCGAAAAAAGCUGGAAACAAUGGCCACUUAUCAAAUGAACUUCAACCAGGACUUUACCUCACUGUCCGUGUUGAGUUCCACGGGCCUCCGCUUGUACUCGAUAUCUGGCCAGGACAAGGUAGAGGAGAUAUUCGCCAAGGACAACACAGAGCAGAUACGGAUUACGGAGAGGCUCUUCAAUAGCUCCCUGGUGGUCCUGGUCACCGCCCAGAAGCCGAACUGCCUCAAGAUGUUGCACUUCAAGAAGAAACAGGACAUCUGCAACUGCUUCUACCCGUCGGAUAUUCUAUGCGUUCGGAUGAACCGGCAGCGCCUGAUUGUCUGCCUGGCGGAGAGCAUACACAUCCACGACAUUCGCGACAUGAAGAUCCUGCAUUCCAUUGACAACAUCGCCCCCAACGAGCAGGGCCUGUGCGCCCUCUCGCUCAACUCCCUGUUGGCCUUCCCCAUCUGCCAGACCAGCGGGGAGCUGCGCAUCUUCAAUGCCAGCAAGCUCCGCACUGGCAUCACGAUCAAGGCUCAUGAUACGCCCCUCUCGGCACUGACAUUCUCGACCAGUGGCACUCUGCUGGCCACCGCCUCCGAGCGUGGCACUGUCAUCCGGGUCUUCUGCGUCAAAAAUGGACAGCGGGUCCAGGAGUUUCGGCGAGGAGUGAGCUGCGUCCGCAUUGCCUCGCUGGUCUUCGCCACCAGCGGCGACUUCCUCUGCGCCUCCUCCAACACGGAAACCGUCCACAUCUUUAAGAUCGACGCCCAGGCUGUGGAGACUGUGGAGAUGAAGGCUAUCGCCGAAGUAGCUGCCAAAUCCGAUGAGGCGAGCAGGGAGUCGGCGCCAGCUCCCUCCGCGGAGGAAGCCAACAGCACGGCCGCCCCGGCUGCUAGCUGGGGAGGUAUGUUCUCCAAGGCGGUGUCCUCGCUGCUGCUGCCUUCCCAGGUGACUGAUGUGCUGGCCCAGGACCGAUCCUUCGCCACUGUUCAGCUGGCCCAGGCGGGUCUGAAGCACAUUUGCGCCUUGACUCGCGUGCAGAAGGAACUGCGCCUCCUGAUCGCUUGCGAAGAUGGUUUCCUCUACGUCCACGACUUCAAUGCGGAGCGUGGAGGAUCCUGUAAGCUUCUGGCUGUCCACGAUCUUCGCGGUGCCCUAGAGGACGUGAUCGAGCUGCAGUUGAGCGAGAGUGUGUUGAGGUCGCAAAUAAAGCAGACGUCUUCCACGAUCCCUGCCCAGCCGUCGUCCCUCAACAUGCUGAAAAGCUGUGCAGCGAGUGUCCUGAUUGAGAAUCCUGAUCCGAUGCCAGACAACAGCUAUGCGAGUAUUCUGAGGGGAGAACAGGCGGAUGCCAUGUCUGAUUCCGCAAAAUUUCGCAAGCUGUGCGAUGCCAUCGACACUCCAACAAAGCUGUACGAUGAGCGUCAGUUCCCUCCUGUAGCCAUCGCAGCCAAGGAUUGACCAAGCCGGAGGAAUCAGGACACGUUUGUUGAAGGCAAACCCAAGAUGAAUAGCAAAGUUAGCAAAAUCCCCAAAAACAAGAAAUAAGUUGCGAAAACCAAUCCUCCAAAGAGGAGUGACUUAAUGUCUGACAAAAAAAAAACAAAUACUCCUAAAAACGAAAGAAAAAAAAAGUAUUUUAAUUUAUAUGUACCUAAUUUAAAUGUAAGAAUUUUGCAAUAUUUUUAAACUGUAUAUAUGUACGUACCCUGACAAUGAUGAAUUUCUUUCCGAUUAUUUCUCUUGUACCAUACUGAUUAGACUUCUCUCUUAUGCUCCAAUUGAAACUGUGUUUUUUUGUUUUUUAAAACUAGGCAUAGAACUCUAUUUAUCGCGAAGACUAGAAAAAUUGUGCAAAAGAAGCUCAAUAAGAAUCCAAAAGCAAAUACAAUUGAAAGAUAGUUUAAGCAACCAAUGAUGUACCUUCAAACUAAACGAAUAAGUAAACCCAUCUUUGGCCCCAGCCGAGGAUCUUAUAUCCUUGCAGUCGAGAAUAUGUAGCCUUUCUUCAAUUACUAACAACUUUUUCGAUCUCUAUAUGAAUUUAAUCGCUUUCUCGUGGAUUUCUUCUAAAGGACAUUCACUUUAUCCGCUUAUAAUGAUCUGCUUCAGUGUGACUGACAAAGCUCCAUCUUAAUCUUAAUACAAUUUUCUAAAAAUAUAGAUGCCUGCAAGGAUAUACAUAUAUAGACACUCAGAAGUAUAGAAUAGACCUCUUAAUAGACAGUUUCGACCUCUAACUCACAAUUAUUUUAAAUAUUAGUUAAAAAACAACCGAAAAAUAAUGAAUUACUUAAAAACUAAGUAUUACAAAAAAAAUAUAAAAUAUCAAAGCUAGAAUAUAAUCUUUAUUUAACUAUUUCAGAUUUAUUGUCGAAAUUUGUAAUCCCAAACCAAACGAAAGUAAUAAAAAGUUCAUGUAUAUAAUAUGUGUAAAUAGGUACAAUCUAUAUUGUACUUAUUUAAUCAAAAUAAA
Messenger RNA from Drosophila ananassae, 2545 nucleotides. RefSeq names its product WD repeat domain phosphoinositide-interacting protein 2. The coding region runs from base 103 to 1530 and encodes 475 amino acids. The record is from RefSeq and is a predicted model, not a curated record. Gene Ontology annotation, cellular component: phagophore assembly site membrane; cytosol; extrinsic component of membrane. The transcript has 4 exons. NCBI's taxonomy places the organism in Eukaryota, Metazoa, Arthropoda, Insecta, Diptera, Drosophilidae. Gene Ontology annotation, molecular function: protein binding; phosphatidylinositol-3-phosphate binding; phosphatidylinositol-3,5-bisphosphate binding. Gene Ontology annotation, biological process: protein localization to phagophore assembly site; nucleophagy; autophagy of mitochondrion.